This is a messenger RNA of Thlaspi arvense, 526 nucleotides long. NCBI's taxonomy places the organism in Eukaryota, Viridiplantae, Streptophyta, Magnoliopsida, Brassicales, Brassicaceae. The record is from the annotation of a GenBank genome assembly.
UUUCUUUUGGUGUAAGAUUAUUAUUAACCGAAAUGAUUUUUUUUACUACAAUAUAUAUUUUUUACUCAAAUUUUAAAGUACACAUAUACAUUCGGUUCUAUGAUUAAUUUAAGUGUCGCAUAUAUUGGUUAAUUUUAAGAUUUAAAAGCAUAUUAUUUUUUAGUUGUCUUCCAUAGAAGCGCACGCACUAAGGGAAAUAUUUUAUUUCUCAUAAAAUAAAUUCCAUCAUCUUUGGCAACCCAAUCACGUGUUUCACCACAUCGUGUUUUAUGUUUGGAAUCUGCAUAUACUUCAAUGUUAUAGAAUGAUUUGAAUGCACGAAAAUGCUCUGUAUCAUGUGGAUAAGCUCCAAGCUGUUUGCAGCAAAAUAGAAACUGUGUCUCAGCUACAUGUGAUCGAUGGUGAAGAUCACUCCUUCAAGAUUGGGAAGAAGCACCUUGAGACAACGAGUUUAACACAAGAUCAAGUUGAAGAUGUCGCUCUGCAAGCAAUAGCCGCCUUUGUCUCCAAACCUCUUGCUUGCUGA